This is a messenger RNA of Malania oleifera, 1421 nucleotides long. RefSeq names its product WUSCHEL-related homeobox 4. Gene Ontology annotation, cellular component: nucleus. Gene Ontology annotation, biological process: procambium histogenesis; phloem or xylem histogenesis; cell division. Gene Ontology annotation, molecular function: DNA-binding transcription factor activity; DNA binding. The record is from RefSeq and is a predicted model, not a curated record. The transcript is spliced from 3 exons. The coding region runs from base 269 to 1051 and encodes 260 amino acids. NCBI's taxonomy places the organism in Eukaryota, Viridiplantae, Streptophyta, Magnoliopsida, Santalales, Ximeniaceae.
CUCUCUUUCCUUCUUUAAGGAAAAAAUAAAUGGAAAUCACCAAGUCAACCUCGCCUCAUCAUUUGGUCUUGGUUCUUCCAAGCACCACCUCAUUUCCCACUUUCCAAUCUUUAUUUCUCUUCCACCCUUCUUCUAUAUAUAAUUACUCCACAUCCCCUCCUCGAUCCAUCAUCAAAUCAAAUCAAAUCCUCCCCUCCUCUUCCCAUUCAUCCCUUGGAUCGAAGCAGCAGCAGCAGCCGCAGCAGUAGUGUAGUUGGAGCUUGCUAGCAUGAAGGUGCACCAGGUCGCACGUGGGUUUUGGGAGCACGAACCCUCUCUCUCCCUCGGCUGCAAGCGCCUCCGUCCCCUCGCCCCCAAGCUGUCGCCCGCAGCCGCCCCCACCACCACCUCCGCCGCCGCCGACUCCUCCCCCCAUCUCCCCUCCUCUUUCGAUCUCAAGAGCUUCAUCAGACCCGACUGUGGCCCCCGAAAGCAGCUCGGCUCCUCCCCAGACGACAAGAGAUCAGACAAUUCCCCUCAGGUGGAGACGCACCCGGGAGGGACGCGGUGGAACCCGACGCAGGAGCAGAUAGGGAUACUGGAGAUGCUAUACAGAGGGGGAAUGCGCACUCCCAACGCACACCAGAUAGAGCAAAUCACGGCGCAGCUGGGGAAGUACGGGAAGAUUGAAGGCAAGAAUGUGUUCUACUGGUUCCAAAACCACAAAGCCCGCGAGAGGCAGAAGCAGAAGCGCAACAGCCUCGGCCUCACCCACUCCCCUCGAACCCCCCCGCCCCCGCCCCUCGCCGCUUUAAACUUCGAAAUCAGGGGAGAAGUGGAAAGAGAUCAGGAAGACAGCCCGUACAAGAGGAAGUGCAGGAGCUGGGGGUUAAUGGAAGGCAUGGAAGGGGAUCACGAUCAACAUCAACAUCAACAUCAUCAUCAUCAGCAGCAGCAGCAGCAGCAUCAGCAGGAUGGAAGCAGAUCGUCAUGUAUUAGUAGAAUAGAUCAGGAUGAUGAGGAGGGAGAUAGAACUCUGGAGCUCUUCCCCUUGCACCCGGAAGGCAGAUGAAGGAGUACACUACAUCUACGGUCUAAUUUGGUGAUCAUGAUCAGAUGCUGAGAAACAUUGAACAUGUUUAAUUUAUUGACUUGAAUUUGGGGAUGGAAGCAAGGGAUCCAAUUAAUUAAUAUUGUGAGAUUUGCCAUGCAUAAUGUGCUUUCCUUCUCUUUCUUUCUCUUUCUUUCAAUUUCUUCCCUUCUUAUUCCCUAGCUAGCUAGCUUUUUCAUGAGCUCAAUUCCUUAUGAGAGAGAGAGAGAGAGAGAGAGAGAGAGAGAGAGAGAGAGAGAGAGAGAGUGAAUGUUUCUUUUUGUAAUUGUACCAUCCGAUCUGCAGACUUCCAUGUUAUUCCUGACUUGCAGCCAAAGCGCGCUUUGUCAAA